GUCAAAUUUACAAAAAGAGAGAUUACUACAGUGUCCUAGAUGUAAGCCCGAAGUGAUCAAUGGAAGACAUCAAGAAGAAAUACCUUGAGCUAGCCUUGCUACACCAUCCUGACAGGAACGAGGGAAGGGAGAGCAAGUUUUUCCUAAAAAUUCAGGAAGCCUACCUGAUCCUAUCCAAUUCAAACUCACGCUUAAAAUAUGACAUGUUCAUGAAUAUUUCGAACCCAAACUUUGAUGCUGCUGAAGCAAGGAAGAACUUGAGGUACAAGUUCAUGACUCCUCAAGAAAGAAGAGAGCAUGAAGCAAAGAAAUCCAAGCUUGAUGAUAUGCUCAAAAGAAUCCAGAAGGAGCAGAAAGAAACCAGAGAAAGACAAGCACUCAAUGAGAAAAUUGAAAGAGACAUUGCAGCCAAAAGAUCUGAGCAGAUGAUUCUCAAAGCUAGGCAAGAACUAAUUCGACAAGCUGAAGAGAUGAGACAGUGGGAGAUCAAGUUCAGAGAAAGGCUGAGAAAAGAGCAUAUAGAGAUGCUCAAGAGUAACGAAAAUAUGGUGAAAGGGAUGAUGGCCCGAGAUGUCGACCUCACAAACUUUGAUACAUACGUCAAAGAAUUUUACGACAAGAAUAACAAUCUUUAUAUCAAAGAUUAUGAGAGCAAGAUGCAAAGCCUUGAGAAAAUCAACAAAAUUCGUGAGGAGAAACUCAAAGAAUACGCUGGUUUCCAAGGUAUGAAUAAAGAAAGAAGGGUUAAAUUCAAUAACAAUCAGUCAAAGAUAGAUGCGUACUCCGGAAUCAGAGGCUCAGAGAAUGGUCAAGUAAAUUUCAAGAAAGUUUCAGGUGCAGGAAGUUCAAGUCAGCAAAGCAUGGCAGGUCCAAUUGCAAUCACCAUAGGAGUUGUAGCUAUUCUCGCAGGUGGAGCUAUGAUAAAUGGGUAGAGUAUUAUUAUUGUGGUAAAUUCAGUA
This is a messenger RNA of Moneuplotes crassus, 959 nucleotides long. The record is from the annotation of a GenBank genome assembly. NCBI's taxonomy places the organism in Eukaryota, Ciliophora, Spirotrichea, Euplotida, Euplotidae.